Messenger RNA from Lactuca saligna, 582 nucleotides. NCBI's taxonomy places the organism in Eukaryota, Viridiplantae, Streptophyta, Magnoliopsida, Asterales, Asteraceae. The record is from the annotation of a GenBank genome assembly.
AUGAGGUAUUCACGACUACCUUCAGGAACCCUACCAACAGGAUUUUCUCACAGACCGAUCGAAGCUAUUCUUCUAGCUCCUCUGAUCUCAUUCACGCCACUCUCUUCCCCGGCAACGGUAUUAGUCCAGAGAUCGCAACCUCUGUCAAAUAGGUUCAAUUCCACCUUCUUUAUACUCAAUAUAUUGCUAAAACCUGAAGCUUUUUUAAUGACGAAGAUGAAGGGUGUGGAUUUAAGAGGAUCACGAUUGAGUUUGAUUGGCUCAUCAGAUGCCGAGGGGAGUGGUGAUGAUGAUGAAGGGAAGGGGAAUAGGAAGAAGAAGAUGAUGAGUAGUGCUGCAUUGGGAAAAUAUGAUAUAAAGAAGACAAAAAGGAUACCAUUGAAAUUCUUGGAAGAGGAGGAUGAUUUGUCUCUACAUGUACAGGCUAUUAGGAAUGAGUUCAAUAAGAGGCGUAUGGCUGAAAAAGGCAUUGGAGUGGGUGAUGAUGACUCCAUCCUUAGUCCAAAGAGGUUUGCAUUUUGGUUUUCUUGGUGUAAUGGAACUGCUAAAUCUGAUAAUGUUGUAAUUUUGGGCAAAUCAUAA